Nyctereutes procyonoides (raccoon dog) is the source of this 996-nucleotide messenger RNA. Its product is annotated as nicotinamide N-methyltransferase. Gene Ontology annotation, molecular function: nicotinamide N-methyltransferase activity. The coding region runs from base 160 to 954 and encodes 264 amino acids. NCBI's taxonomy places the organism in Eukaryota, Metazoa, Chordata, Mammalia, Carnivora, Canidae. The transcript is spliced from 3 exons. Gene Ontology annotation, cellular component: cytosol. The record is from RefSeq and is a predicted model, not a curated record.
UGGUAUAUUUCUGUUAGUGUUUAACAGAUCAUCCGUGUCUAACCCUGAACUAACAGAAGAAAGAUUGAAGCCUGAGACUUAAAAAGACAACUUUUGCAGGGUGACUCCCUGGGUUCUGGAGGAGAGUGAGGGAAGGCAAGUGGACAGGAGGGAGCCACAAUGGAAUCUAGCUUCACCUCCAAGGACACUUAUCUGAGACAUUUUAACCCUCGGGAUUACCUAGAAAAAUACUACAACUUUGGGACCAGACACUCUGCAGAAAAUGAGAUUCUCAGGCAUCUUCUGAAGAAUCUUUUCAAGAUAUUUUGCCUUGAUGGCGUGAAGGGGGACCUCCUGAUCGACAUUGGCUCUGGCCCCACCAUCUACCAGCUCCUCUCUGCUUGUGAAUCCUUCAAGGAGAUCAUUGCCACCGACUACACCGAUCAGAACCUGCAGGAGCUGCAAAAGUGGCUGAAGAAGGAGCCAGGGGCCUUUGACUGGUCCCCAGUGGUGACCUACGUGUGCGAGCUCGAAGGGAACAGAGGCAAGGGGCUGGAGAAGGAGGAGAAGUUGAGGCGCAUGGUCAAGCAGGUCCUGAAGUGCGACGUGACUCAGAGCCGGCCUCUGGGUGCCGUGUCCCUGCCCCCGGCCGACUGUCUGCUCAGCACCCUGUGCCUGGACGCUGCCUGCCCAGACCUCCCUGCCUACUGCGCGGCCCUCAGGAACCUCGGCAGCCUGCUAAAGCCGGGGGGCUUCCUGGUGGUGGUGGACGCCCUGAAGAGCAGCUACUAUAUGAUCGGGGAGCAGAGGUUCUCCAGCCUCUGCCUGGGCCGGGAGGCAGUAGAGGCUGCGGUGAGAGAGGCCGGCUACUCAGUGGAGCGGUUUGAGGUGAUCUGCCAGGGUUAUUCUUCCACCAUGUCCGACAACGAAGGGCUUUUCUCCCUGGUGGGGAGGAAGCUAAGCAAAUCUGUAUGAUGCUUUAUGGUUGCCAUUAAAGCAAUUCCUCUGCCUGGCUAA